This is a messenger RNA of Salvia miltiorrhiza (redroot sage), 670 nucleotides long. RefSeq names its product protein NOI4. NCBI's taxonomy places the organism in Eukaryota, Viridiplantae, Streptophyta, Magnoliopsida, Lamiales, Lamiaceae. Bases 212 to 445 code for a protein of 77 amino acids. The transcript is spliced from 3 exons. The record is from RefSeq and is a predicted model, not a curated record.
UGAAAAUCAGUGUAUGAAAACGUGAUUGAGAAGCGAAAUGAAACGAAUAAAUAGGGUCACGUGGCACACCUGGACAAUUGCCCCAUUCUCUCCAUCGAUACAUUUCUCCUCUACGUAACGCCAUCUCUCUCUCUCUCACACUUCAAUUCAUUUUCAAUUUCAAUUUCAAUUCUCGACGCCUACCACCGGAGCAGAGCUCAAUCACUCGUCCAUGGCGGAAAGAGACCUACCAUUACCAAAGUUUGGAGAAUGGGAUGUCAACGACCCAGCUUCCGCUGAAGGGUUCACUGUGAUAUUUAACAAAGCUCGGAAUGAGAAAAGGACUGGUGGAAAGUCCGACUCUCCGCCAAAGGUCAACGCUGCUUAUAAGCAUGGACCGACUCUGGGAAAGCCUCAUUCUAAGAAAUGGUUUUGCUGCAUGCAGUCUGCUUCAGCAGAGUCAUGAGUUGCUCUUGGUGACAAUGUUUGGGAAUUUCAUUGUUUUAUGAUCUCAUAUUUAUUGGCAGUGUGAGCCUUCUGAGACGAAACAUUAUAAAUUUAUUUAAUUUAUCUCUUAUUUUGUCAUUUGAUUGGAGUUUUCCUUCAUGUAUUAAAUUUCUUCGUUUGGUUUGUUGUAUUAAUAUACCAUCAUCAUUAAUGCAAAUUUGUUCAUUUGGUUUGCUUUUCUUCA